AUGUUAGUAUCACCUACGGCCGUCAGGGCCUUUCAGCGACGAAUACUCGCGCUGCCCUGCAACCGGCGUAUGGCGACAGCUUCGAGCUCUCUGUUAGACGGCAAAGUCUUACAAAAUAACAAAGAAACCAAUAAUUUCAUCAACUACAAGAAAAUGGCCGAGAACCUUGCUAUAGUUCGCUCGAGACUAAACCGCCCUCUAACUUACUCAGAAAAGAUUGUCUACUCCCAUCUUGACGAUCCACACAAUCAGGAAAUCGAGCGCGGCGUCUCUUAUCUUAAAUUACGGCCCGAUAGAGUCGCAUGUCAAGAUGCAACAGCACAGAUGGCCAUCUUACAGUUUAUGUCCGCGGGGAUGCCUUCUGUUGCGAACCCCACUACGGUCCACUGCGACCAUUUAAUAGAAGCACAAGCUGGUGGCCCCAAAGACCUGGAGAGAGCACAAAAUAUCAAUAAAGAAGUUUACGACUUUUUAUCAAGUUCGUGCGCAAAGUUCAACAUUGGCUUUUGGAAACCUGGCUCUGGAAUUAUUCAUCAAAUUCUUCUAGAAAAUUACGCAUUUCCUGGAGGCUUGUUAAUAGGGACUGAUUCCCAUACCCCCAAUGCAGGUGGUCUCGGUAUGUGUGCGAUUGGUGUAGGUGGAGCUGAUGCGGUUGAUGUUAUGGCCAACCUUCCUUGGGAGCUCAAGGCUCCCAAAGUCAUUGGUAUAAAGCUAACUGGUAAACUCUCUGGGUGGAGCUCUCCUAAAGAUAUAAUUUUAAAGGUAGCUGGCAUCUUAACCGUCAAGGGUGGUACUGGUGCUAUUGUUGAGUACUUCGGACCAGGCACUGAUCAAAUCUCGGCCACCGGAAUGGGUACGAUCUGUAAUAUGGGUGCAGAAAUCGGAGCUACAACUUCCUUGUUUCCAUUUAACGAUAGAAUGUAUGAUUAUCUAGCAGCUACCAGUCGUCAUAAAAUAGGAGACUUUGCCCGAUUAUACGCAAAAGAUUUGAAAGCAGAUGAGGGUGCCGAGUACGAUCAAUAUAUUGAGGUUAAUUUGUCCGAACUGGAGCCGCAUAUCAAUGGACCAUUCACCCCUGAUCUUGCAACACCUAUCUCCAAAUUUAGCGAGGCUGUGAAGGCAAACAACUGGCCGGAAGAGUUAAAGGUCGGACUGAUUGGCUCUUGCACGAACUCAUCGUACGAAGAUAUGUCACGUGCAGCAUCAGUGGCUCGUGACGCUCUAGACCAUGGGAUUAAGUCAAAAGCUUUAUUUACUGUCACUCCUGGCUCGGAGCAAAUUCGUGCUACUAUCGAGCGUGACGGACAGCUUCAGACGUUUGAGGAGUUUGGAGGAACGGUUCUUGCUAAUGCCUGUGGACCAUGCAUUGGACAAUGGGACCGUCAGGACGUCAAGAAAGGAACCCCAAAUUCCAUCAUCUCAUCAUACAAUCGGAAUUUCACUGGGCGUAACGAUGCCAAUCCUGCAACCCACUCCUUCGUCACAUCUCCUGAAUUAGUCGUGGCGAUGACAGUCGCUGGAUCUCUCCACUUCAACCCUCUAACAGAUAAAUUGAUGGAUAAGAACGGGAAAGAGUUCUUGCUAUCACCACCAACAGGUGAAGGGUUACCAGCCAGAGGAUACGAUGCGGGGAAAGAAACUUAUCAGGCACCACCAGCUUCGCGCGAUGAAGUCUCUGUACAAGUCUCUCCUGAAAGUGAUCGAUUACAGAUCCUUGAUCCUUUCAAACCCUGGAAUGGAAAAGACGCGCUUGAUAUCCCGAUACUUAUAAAAGCUCAAGGCAAGACGACAACUGAUCAUAUUUCAAUGGCAGGCCCUUGGCUGAAGUACAGAGGCCAUCUAGAUAAUAUUUCGAACAACAUGUUGAUUGGUGCAAUCAAUGCUAUGAAUGGAGAGGCUAAUAAGGUUAAGAACUUCACCACCGGUGAGUUUGGCUCUGUUCCGGCAACGGCUAGAGACUACAAGAAGAAAAACAUUCCUUGGGUUGUCAUUGGUGAUUGGAAUUAUGGUGAAGGGUCCUCGAGAGAGCACGCCGCUCUUGAACCCAGACACUUGGGUGGACUUGCCAUCAUCACAAAGUCAUUUGCGCGCAUCCAUGAGACAAACCUUAAAAAGCAAGGUAUGCUCCCAUUGACGUUUGUUGAGCCAGAAGACUACGACAGAAUACAACCAGAAGAUAAGUUGGACUUGAUGUGCACAGAACUAUCAGUUGGCAAACCAAUAACUCUAAAGGUCCAUCCAAAGAAUGGAAAGUCCUUUGAGAUAAAACUAGCUCAUACAUUUAAUGAGCCACAAAUUGAGUGGUUCAAAAAUGGAUCAGCUCUAAAUACAAUGGCAAAAGCUAAUAAAUAA
Blumeria graminis f. sp. triticale is the source of this 2352-nucleotide messenger RNA. Lineage: Eukaryota; Fungi; Ascomycota; Leotiomycetes; Helotiales; Erysiphaceae. The record is from the annotation of a GenBank genome assembly.